Messenger RNA from Ipomoea triloba (trilobed morning glory), 2530 nucleotides. Its product is annotated as protein ROOT PRIMORDIUM DEFECTIVE 1. Bases 766 to 2046 code for a protein of 426 amino acids. The record is from RefSeq and is a predicted model, not a curated record. Gene Ontology annotation, molecular function: RNA binding. NCBI's taxonomy places the organism in Eukaryota, Viridiplantae, Streptophyta, Magnoliopsida, Solanales, Convolvulaceae. The transcript has 2 exons.
CACUCUAAUCUCUCCGUCUCCGACGUUCCGCUUCUCCACUCUUCCGCCGGAUUCUUCCCUCGUCUCCGACUACGGCACUACUCAAUCAGCGACUCAGCGGCGACCGUGAAUUUUUACAUAUUUGGUUAGUUUAAUUAUUUGUCUUUAACAAUGAAGUCUCUGACUCUCUAGAUUAAUUAGUUUAAUUAUUUGUCUUUAGUAAUUUUUUUGUACUUUACUACUAUUUCUGAUUCUGUUGACUGCUGCUAGCCUGCUACUACUAAUUUUGCUCCAUGUUCUUUAUUUUUAGCAUUGUUAAAACAUAAUUGAUCUUAAAACUAUCACCAUUGUAAGUUUAAAUCACGACAGCUCUACAUUGUUUCUAAUCCUGGGUACUGGACAAUGUUUCAAUCAUCAUUGUAAGUUUCAAUUCGAAACAUUUAGGUUUGUGAAAUUAUUUGUUAUUCUUUCGGUUUUUCGGUAACCGACGGUCAUAGUUCAUAGUUGUGGUUGAAAACUAGAGUGGAAAUUUAGUAGAGUGUGCUUCUUGAGUUUUAUUUCAAUCAUGUUAUUUUACUCUCAUUUUAUGUUUCAUCAGACACUAAUAUAUUCGUAUAGUUUUAUCAUCUUAUCCUGAGUUCGAUGCUUCUAUUGUUUGUUUGAUCGUUUGUAAAAGAGGUAUGGUGUGUAUAUGGCAUAUGGUGAUCAAAUCUGCAGCUGCUGCCACCAAGUGUGAUUUGCAAUUCAACCUCGCACUGGUGUGGCCCCCUCCUGUGGAAGAGGACAAUGAAAAUCUUACAGAGACUGUUUGUAAUCAGCAGUAGGAAAAACACCUCAAAUACAUCUCCACUUUCAUUUGGGCCGUUCAACUCUGCCACUCAAAUUCGAUGGAAGAAGCCAGCGGAUACUGCUCAAACCCGCCUUGAGAAUCGCAUCAGAGACUUGAAGCUCGACUGUAUUACGGCCCAGCACUGCCAACUCAAUCUCGUCCUCAACCUCCAUCGCCUCGUCUCUGCCAAAAAACGUGGCCAUUUCAUCUCCGUACAGUCCCUCUCUAAGUGGGCACCGCAUGCUGGCAUCAAAACCCUAACCGCUGGAGCUCUCCUAAGGAAAUACCCUCAUGUUUUUGAGGUAUUUACGCACCCUGCCAAGCAUAACCGAUGCUGCAGGUUUACUUCGAAAUUUGUCGGACUAAUAAGAGAAGAAGAAGAUAUAAUCGCUCAACUCGAAGAAGAAGCUGUUAUACGAAUAAAGAAGCUUUUGCUCAUGUCUGUGAAUGGCACCCUUCAUUUGCAUGCUCUUAGAAUGAUUCGAAAUGAAUUGGGUUUGCCUGAAAAUUUUCGAGAAUCAAUAAUUAGAAAGUUUGAAACGGAAUUUAAAAUGGUGGAUUUAGAGAUUGUGGAAUUGGUUGACAGGGACACUAGGAGUCCAUGUUUGGCUGCUGAGGUUGAAAAGUGGAGGGAGAAGGAGUAUACAGACCGAUGGUUAAGUGAAUUUGAGGUCAAAUAUGCUUUUCCCAUCAAUUUCCCAACCGGUUUUAUGAAAGCACCUGGUUUUCGGGAGAAAUUGAGGAAUUGGCAAAGGCUUUCCUAUGUUAAACCUUAUGAGAGAAUGGAGGUUGUUAAGUUGCGUACUUGUGGAGGGGUGGAACGGUAUGAGAAACGAGCUGUGGGAAUUAUUCAUGAACUUUUGAGCUUGACCAUAGAGAAGAUGGUCCCAGUUGAGAGGCUGGUUCAUUUCCGCAAGGACCUUGGGAUUGAAGUUAAUAUCCGAGAAUUGCUUUUGAAGCACCCAGGAAUUUUUUACAUAUCCACCAAGGGAAAUACCCAACUUGUUUAUCUUAGAGAAGCAUAUAGUAAAGGGUCCUUGAUAGAGCCAAACCCAGUCUAUGAUGUAAGAAGAAAAUUGUUGGAGCUUAUGUUGAUGGGAAGCCGUAACACUAGAGAAUUGAAAUUACAAAGGGAAGUGAAGGAUGACAUCGAUAAUGUUAAAGCCACUGAAAACAGAAGUAGCAGUGCAGAUGAUGACUUUGUAAUCCCGAUUCUAGAGAGUUUUGAUGAUCAAUAAGCUAAAAUCACUCUGACAAAGAAUCAGUGCUUUUGUGCAAGAGCUAAUUUUGCAUUCUGAGAUUAUUAUAGGUGAAAAGGGGGAAUUUUGAGUAUUAGUUAUAUUUUCCACAACAAAUUGAUUUAGUGAUGAGCAUGCACCUAUUUUACCAGGUAAAUUGCUUCUUGACUAUGGUUCAGAAGGCCGCUUUUCCCAAUUUGCUGUUGGAAAAUGAUUUGCCAUGAACUUGCAUGGCUCUGCUACUGCAUGCAUCGAUGAAUUGCUGUGAACCAUAGAGUUUGGAGAUUUCUUGUUCCACUUCACACCCAAAGAAUGGGUAGUCCUGACUUGGCGAUUUAUAUUGUAGAUCAUGGUCCACAUUGUAAUAUGGACUAUGAAUAAAUGUAUAUUUUUAAUAUAUUGAAUCUAAAUUCUGUACUAAUACCAAAUGGACUAUGAAUAAAUGUAUAUUUUUAAUAUAUUGAAUCUAAAUUCUGUACUAAUA